Molecule: messenger RNA, 1216 nt
Organism: Caenorhabditis sp. 36 PRJEB53466
Lineage: Eukaryota; Metazoa; Nematoda; Chromadorea; Rhabditida; Rhabditidae
Source: the annotation of a GenBank genome assembly
AUGAACAAAAUCCUGCGAGGAGUGAUACAAUUCCGCAACACCAUCCGGAAGGACCUUGUCAAGCAGUUCGAGGAAAUCAAAAACAAUCCGAAUGUGAGUUUUGUCACAAAUUUGCUAAUUUUUAAUGGAUAAAUUUUCAGCCAACAGCCGUCAUGUUCACUUGCAUGGACUCGAGAAUGCUUCCAACUCGAUUCACUCAAUCGCAGGUCGGAGACAUGUUCGUCGUUCGAAACGCCGGAAACAUGAUUCCAGACGCUCCAAAUUACGGUCAGCCAAACAUAAAUCAGCAGAAAAUCAGCAAAAAUUGGAUUUCAGGUGCGUUUUCCGAAGUUUCCGUGAACACAGAGCCAGCAGCGUUAGAACUUGCAGUCAAAAGAGGAGGUAUCCGGCAUAUUGUCGUUUGCGGACACUCAGAUUGCAAGGUUUGUCGUUAUUUUCCUUCUCCUCAAUUAUUUCUCUCCUCAAAAUUGCAAAUAAUAAGUCAAACAAGCAAAAAACAUUAUCGCCAGCUGAUAACAAACGGUUUCAGGCCAUCAACACGCUAUACGGUCUCCAUCAGUGCCCGAAGAACUUUGAUGUGACGUCGCCGAUGGAUCAUUGGGUCAGAAGGAACGGAUUCAACUCUGUGAAGAGGUACCAGCCUGUCGGAUGAUUCUGAAGUGUCAUAUGUGCGCUUCAGACUGAACGAACGUCUUCAUCUGGGUCCGUCGUCGAUGAAAUUCGAGACGGAAGUUUCUCCGAGUCAGUCGUUCGAAGCGAUUAUCGAUCCGAUGGACAGACUUCCAGUGGAAGACAAACUUUCUCAGAUCAACGUCCUGCAGCAGCUCAUUAACAUCUGCUCUCAUGAGUUUUUAAAGGAAUAUCUAGAAUGUGGUGCGUAGUCUUGCACAAUUUUCAUGUUUUUGCAUAUUUUUAGGCCGCCUUCACAUCCACGGCAUGUGGUUCGACAUCUACAAGGGAGAGGACUAUCUUUUCUCGAAGGAUAAGAAGAGAUUUGUGCUCAUUGAUGUAAGUUCUCUUCUCUGAGUUCAAAAGAGCAUUGCGGCAGUUGUGCACACAACUUUUCGAGUUUUUGCAAAGCUAUCCUCUCCAGUCACGUGGCUAAGUAUCGCAUUUUCAGGAGAACACGGUGACGGAUCUUCUUUCCGAACUCAACACUCGUUAUCCUCUUCCAGAAGACCAGGACGGACCGGUUGCCUUUGCUCGCUCCAGCUAA